Messenger RNA from Amborella trichopoda, 711 nucleotides. The record is from the annotation of a RefSeq genome assembly. NCBI's taxonomy places the organism in Eukaryota, Viridiplantae, Streptophyta, Magnoliopsida, Amborellales, Amborellaceae.
AUGGCAAGAAGAUAUUGGGACAUCAAUUUGGAAGAGAUGAUGGGAGCAGGGGUUCAUUUUGGUCAUGGUACUAGGAAAUGGAAUCCUAGAAUGGCACCUUAUAUCUCUGGAAAGCGUAAAGGCAUUCACAUUACAAAUCUUACUAGAACGGCUCGUCCUUUAUCAGAAGCCUGCGAUUUAGUUUUUGAUGCAGCAAGUAGAGGAAAGCACUUCUUAAUAGUAGGUACGAAAGAUAAAGCAGCCGAUUCAGUAGCAUCAGCUGCAAUACGGGCUCGGUGUCAUUAUGUCAAUAAAAAAUGGCUUGGUGGUAUGUCAACGAAUUGGUCCACUACAGAAACAAGACUUCAUAAGUUCAGGGACUUGAGAGCAGAACAAAAGAUGGGUCGAUUUAAGCGUCUCCCGAAAAGAGAUGCGGCAAUGUUGAAGAGACAAUUAUCUCACUUGCAAACAUAUCUGGGCGGGAUCAAAUAUAUGACGGGGUUACCCGAUAUUGUAAUCAUCGUGGAUCACCAAGAAGAAUAUACGGCUAUUAGAGAAUGCCUCACUUUGGGUAUUCCGACGAUUUGUUUAAUCGAUACAAAUUGUGAUCCGGAUCUCGCAGAUAUUCCGAUUCCAGCCAACGAUGACGCUAUAGCUUCAAUCCAAUUGAUUCUUAACAAAUUAGUAUUGGCAAUUCGUGAGGGUCAUUAUAGCUAUCUAGGAAGUCAUUGA